This is a messenger RNA of Selaginella moellendorffii, 1803 nucleotides long. Its product is annotated as pentatricopeptide repeat-containing protein At4g02750. Gene Ontology annotation, molecular function: RNA binding; protein binding. The coding region runs from base 1 to 1803 and encodes 600 amino acids. Gene Ontology annotation, biological process: RNA modification. NCBI's taxonomy places the organism in Eukaryota, Viridiplantae, Streptophyta, Lycopodiopsida, Selaginellales, Selaginellaceae. The record is from RefSeq and is a predicted model, not a curated record. The transcript has a single exon.
AUGGCGACCAAGAACAAAGAAAUCGAAUCGUAUGCCUCGCUGCUAAAGUCUUGCGGAGAGUCGAGAGAUUUAGCCGAGGGAAAGAGCGUGGUUGUAUGCAUUGCCAGGAGCAAGUAUAGGAGGAAUGUUUAUCUCGCCAAUCUCACCAUUGAGAUGUAUGGCAAGUGUGGAUGCCUGGAGCGCGCACAACACGUCUUUGACGCCUUGGUAGCUCCAAAUUCCCACUCCUGGAAUAUUCUCCUCACGGCAUAUGCCCAAAAUGGGCAUAUCCACGAGGCGAUGCUUUUGUUCGAGAGAAUGGCAGUGAGAGAUGCUGUGUCCUGGACAGUGAUGCUCAAAACCCUGGCCCAGCAUGGCCGGAUCGAGCUAGCAAUGCUACUCUUCCAAAAGAUUCCACACAAGGAUCAAGUCGCAUGGAAUGUUCUCCUCUCGGCUCUUUGCGAUUCUUCGAAUCCGCUCCAGGCCGUGGACUUCUUCGAUAAGAUGCCCAAGAAGGAUUCUGUGUCGUGGAACACGAUGAUCACGCUCUAUGCCCGAGCUGGAGAGAUCAAUCAGGCAAUAGAUAUGUUCAAAGGAACUCCAUUUCGUGACACCGUAUCAUGGAAUAUUGUAAUAGAAUCUCUCGCUCACCAUGGAAUGAUCGCCCAAGCAUUCGAAAUGUUCCAAAAGAUGCCAAAUCCAAACGUUAUCACCUGGACCAUCCUCGUAACGGCAUAUGCCCAGCUUGGGAAUAUGCAACAGGCACAUUCCCUGUUCGAGAAGAUGCCGUGCCCCAACGUGGUGACGUGGACGGUCAUGGUCCUGGGAUAUUCUCGUGUUGGGAAUCUUUCCAAGGCAAGGGCAAUGUUCGACCAGAUGCCGCAACGAAACGUCAUCGUCUGGAACAUCUUGGUGACGGCAUAUGCCAAUAGAGGGCAUAUUCGCGAGGCGGAGAUUCUAUUCCAGAAAAUACCCGAGAAGAACGUGGUGUCGUGGACGGCCAUGAUCGCAGCUCAUGCCCGGAAUGGCGCGGGAAUGGACGCCAUCCGGAUGUUCAAGCUCAUGGAUCUAGAGGGCUUACAACCAGAUAAGGCAACGUUUCUCACAGUUCUCGAUCAAUCCAUCGUCUACAGCGAUCUUGGAUUGGGGAAAUUGGUCCACUCCACAUUCGCGAAUCUAGGGCUCGAGCAAGACGCUGGAAUCGGCAAUGCGCUGGUGGAGAUGUACGGAAAAUGGGGCAGCGUGGAGGAGGCCAGGUGUGCGUUUGAGAGCACAGUCACGCCGGAUACCGCCACGUGGAACUCGCUGAUUGGCGCGUGCGCACAGAGUGGGCAUGCCACGGAGGCGCGCGAGCUCUACCGGCUUAUGACAUUGGAGGGAAUCCCGCCCAAUGGGCUGACGUUCAUGGCCGUCCUCUCGACGUUUAGCCGCGUUGGUCUCCUCGACCAAGCGCGUGAUCAAUUCGUGUCGAUUCACAGCGAUUUCGAUCAGAUUCCACUUCUAGAACACUACCAGUGUAUGAUCGAUCUCCUGGGUCGAUCCGGAUGGCUCAAUUUCGCGGCGCAGCUCGUCGAUUCCAUGCCCUUCGAGGCCGAUUUCGUGACGUGCAUGGCGCUGCUCUUCGCGUGCCGGGUUCACGUGGACGUCACACGUGGCAGGGACGUGGCGGAGAGGGCCUUCCAGCUGGACCCGGAGAAUCCCAUGCCGUACGUCGUGCUGUCCAGUAUAUACUCUGAGUACGGCGCCAAGAGGGCCGUCCGAUCGUUUCGUGAGAGGUGCAGCGGUCCACGUCGGCAUUCCAAACGGCCAUUGGUGGCACGUUAA